Messenger RNA from Caenorhabditis briggsae, 426 nucleotides. RefSeq names its product Protein CBR-GRL-11 (gene Cbr-grl-11). The transcript is spliced from 3 exons. NCBI's taxonomy places the organism in Eukaryota, Metazoa, Nematoda, Chromadorea, Rhabditida, Rhabditidae. The coding region runs from base 1 to 426 and encodes 141 amino acids. The record is from RefSeq and is a predicted model, not a curated record.
AUGGCUCUAAGCUGCUACCGUAUUCUGCUAGUACUCAUUGGCUUACGAGUGACUAUUGAAGUGCGUGGACAAAAGACAAUGAUAGAUGGAAAUACGAAUCUAACCUCUUCUCGCCAAUACGACUACAUAGAACCAUAUCCUGGUUCUCUUAUUCAAAACCCAAACGUCCGAACAAAACCAGUUGUUAGACCACGGAAAGAUGAAGACUGCUCGGAUGAGAUUUUGAGAAAGGUCAUGAAUGAGCAUAUCAGUGACGAAGGAAUGACAGAAUCAAAACGAGCAAUCCACGCUGCUGCUCGUCGAGACUUUGAGGGAACAUGGAGUGUCAUUUGUGCUCCGUGUGCAUUUUCGUAUCUGGCUCAUGCCCAGGAGUACUGUAUUCAUUCCAGACAUGGAAUCACUUGUUUGUUGUAUAGGGAUGGAUGA